AUGAUGGAAGUGGUCCGCACGGACGUCAUGAGGGGAGCUUUUGGUCGCGUGGCAGGUGGUGACAGGAAAGGACGAAAUGAGCGGCCUGAAGCCGAGUCUGAUGAUCCCCCACAGAUGCUCAGCUAUGACCCCGAGGCGGAUUUCACCAGUGAAAAUGGUCGAAAGGCACCUUACAAAACCAUGGAGGAAGCGAGCGGCAACCACGGACUGGUGGAGGAGAUCUUGGGAUUCUUCGUGGCGCCCUUCAGUGGCCACUACUCCUUUAUGACCUGGGGUCGUCUCUGGCAGGAUGUCUGGCUCAGCGAGUCCCCCGAUCCCAAAGAUAUGGUGCAAGUGGCCGAGCGGAUCGACUACGUCGCAUGCAGGACUGGCAAUCGACGACGUGCCGUCCACACUGGAUGUUCCAUCUUCUACAACUCCAGAAGUCAUACUUCGAACCAACUGGCGCACGUCGGCACCAAGUUGACGGAGGCCUACGGCACCAAAAGCGGGCAGGGCUUGGAAUUCCGGACGCCCACAGAGGUCUCGCUGCCGCUGGAACAAGGCGAGCGGCGCUUCUUCGUGAAGCGCCAGGUGCUGCCAGAGGACUGGAACUGGGUCACCAAGUAUGUGCCGAGGGAUCGCCAAGUCGUUCGACUAGCCUUGAUCAACAAAAAAGGUCGUGCUUACACUGCGACGGGCCUGCGCAUUCAUAAGCCGGACCGAUGGGUGGCUGGAAAUGUCCAGGUGGCUUUGACCAAGGGGGAUUUGUCCAACCUCACAGCCGCACAGCGCGAACUGCUGGCGGAUCGCAAGAGCUGGCCCGAGACGCUGGGUUUUGAAAGGCGAGAAAUGAAACCAACGUCAUCGCAGCGUGGUCCAAGGACUGUGAAGAUCACGCGGUACUAUUCGAAGUCGCUGGGAUCGCCUAUGGAGUCCCCAAAAGAGUGA
Cladocopium goreaui is the source of this 930-nucleotide messenger RNA. The record is from the annotation of a GenBank genome assembly. Lineage: Eukaryota; Dinophyceae; Suessiales; Symbiodiniaceae.